AUGGCUGAGGAGCUCAUUGAAGUUCUGAUGAUACGGUUUCGUAGUGAUAGGACUGAAAGCAUCGAAUCACACAGGUCUCAGAAUGCGAAUAUGAAGUGGAUACUCUCUAGAGCGAAGGCGAAAUGGACUUACCAAUGUUUUCGUUACUUUUCCCUUCGACCUGAUGAUCCAACCAAACUUGUCGAUCUAAGCAAGUAUCCACCAGAUAAGAUUAGGAAUUUCAGCAUUGUUGCACAUGUAGACCAUGGAAAAAGUACUCUGGCGGAUCGUUUAUUGGAAUUGACUGGAGUGGUAAAACCGGGGGAACGAAAUGAACAAAUGCUAGAUCGUUUACCAGUUGAGAGAGAAAGAGGAAUUACGGUGAAAGCUCAAACUGCAGCUUUACCGUAUAAGGAGUAUCUGCUCAAUCUUAUUGAUACUCCUGGUCAUGUCGAUUUUUCUGCCGAAGUUGCUCGAUCUCUAGCAGUUUGUGAUGGGAUUUUGUUAGUCGUUGCUGCUAAUCAGGGAGUCCAAGCUCAGACGAUUGCCAAUUUUUGGCUUGCGUUUGAAAGAAACAUAAACAUGAUUCCUGUUAUCAACAAAAUCGACUUAAGUGGAGCUAACAUACCAAAAGUAGAAACCCAACUGAAGAAUCUUUUCGAGUUUAACCCUGAAGAAUCCCUGAAGAUAUCUGCAAAAUCUGGCUUAAACGUGGAACGACUGCUUGAUGCCAUCGUCGAGAGAGUCCCUUGUCCAGUUACAAAUAAGGACGCACCUUUCCGUGCCCAGAUAUUCGACUCUAUGUUCGAUCACUUCCGUGGCGCUAUAGCAUUUAUUCUUGUCACUGAUGGUAGUGUUGAAAAAGGUGCGAAGAUUCGUUCUUACCAUUACGGAAAGGAGUAUGAGGUUUCAGAAGUAGGGGUGAUGCGUCCAGACAUGACACCAUGCUUAUCUCUCAGUGCUGGACAAGUGGGAUAUAUAAUUUGCAGCAUGAAAACAGUGAAGGAAGCAACUGUUGGCGAGACUUUAUUCGCUGCUGAGAAAUUGGAUUCAGUAGAACCAUUCCCUGGAUUCAAGCCAAUAAAACCAACAGUUUAUGCUGGUUUGUUCCCUGUAGAAACUUCUGAGUACGACGGACUCAAGCAGGCGGUUGAGCGACUUAGCCUGAACGACCCCUCCGUUGUGGUGAUGCCAGACUCGAGCCCGGCUCUCGGGCUAGGAUGGAAGGUAGGAUUUCUCGGCGUGUUGCACAUGGAGGUGUUCGGUGCACGCUUAGAUCAGGAAUAUGGUGCCAGUGUCAUUUUGUCCCAACCAUCGGUGGAAUAUAGAGCUAUAGUAAAGGACAGUGAAACUAUUCGCAAGAAGCGAUUUGAUGGGAAAAGUGAGAUUAGCAUUUUGGAUGCGAGCAAGUUUCCGGAAGAAGGAGACAUUGAAAAGUUCCUUGAGCCAGUCGUUAAGGUUCGCAUUAUUGUUCCUGCUGAAAUGAUGGGUGCUGUGAACGGUUUGUGUUCUGAAUGUCGAGGACAACGCGGCGAUAUCAGCUCCAUAGACGAGGAUAGACUAAUGAUCAUUUGGAGGUUACCACUUGCUGAAGUUGUUGUCGACUUCUUUGAACGAUUAAAAAGACUCACUUCUGGAUAUGCAUCUUUCGACUAUGAACAAGAUGGCUAUAUAGAAACGAAGCUCAUCAAGUUGACUAUCACGAUAAAUGGGCGCGAGGUGCCAGAGUUUUCCCAAAUCAUUCCUGCAGCAAUGGCACGUGAGCGUGCUAAGUUGUUAGUGCAUCGAUUAAAAAGGGAGAUCCCUAGGCAGCAGUAUGAAGUGACUAUCAAAGCCUGUGUUGGUAGCUCCACAAAGGCGUUAUCCCAAGUCUCAAUACAGCCGAUGAAGCGCGAUUUUACACAAUUGCUCAAGGGGAACUUUGGAGGUGGAGGCAUGGAACGAUUAAAUAAGAAGCUCAGCCAUCAGAAAAAGGGUAAAGAAAAAAUGAAACAGAUAGGCAAUGUACAAAUACCAAAGGAGGCAUUCCUUAAUGUGCUUAGGAAUUGA
Molecule: messenger RNA, 2028 nt
Organism: Necator americanus (New World hookworm)
Lineage: Eukaryota; Metazoa; Nematoda; Chromadorea; Rhabditida; Ancylostomatidae
Exons: 18
Coding region: 1-2028 (675 amino acids)
Biological process (GO): positive regulation of translation
Cellular component (GO): mitochondrion
Molecular function (GO): GTPase activity; GTP binding; mitochondrial ribosome binding
Source: RefSeq, a predicted model, not a curated record